This is a messenger RNA of Oryzias melastigma (Indian medaka), 2284 nucleotides long. Its product is annotated as protein-glutamine gamma-glutamyltransferase 2. The record is from RefSeq and is a predicted model, not a curated record. The coding region runs from base 67 to 2112 and encodes 681 amino acids. The transcript has 15 exons. NCBI's taxonomy places the organism in Eukaryota, Metazoa, Chordata, Actinopteri, Beloniformes, Adrianichthyidae. Gene Ontology annotation, biological process: peptide cross-linking. Gene Ontology annotation, molecular function: protein-glutamine gamma-glutamyltransferase activity.
AGGCGGUAAGCUCAGAGUGAAGAGUCACAGAGCACAAGUGUCAAAGACAGUAACUUCAGCACAGACAUGAAUCAAGUUUUCAACGUUGAGCGUUGCGACCUGAAUAUUAAGACCAACAACAGCAGCCAUCACACGGAGCUGUUUGGAGGUGAACGCUUGAUCGUCAGGAGGGGACAGCCCUUCAGCAUCACCUUACACCUGUCGUCAGCCAGCAAAGACAUCAACGUGACUGACAGCAGCCUUACAUUUAUAGUUGAAACUGGUCCACUACCCAGAAAGGAAUCUGACACAAAAGUUAUCUUCCAUUUACAAGAGUCCACCGUGGAGACUGAGUGGAGCGCAUCAGCCACCAGGGAUCCAUCUGGAAACACACUAACUGUUUCUAUCACCUCUUCUCCAAACGCCCCCAUAGGGGUGUAUUCUCUCACUGUAGACCAGUCAGGUCAGAAGAUAAGUUUAGGAAACUUCAUUCUACUUUUCAACGCUUGGUGCACACGAGACACUGUUUAUUUGAAAUCCGAGUCAAAAAGGCUGGAGUACGUCCUCUCACAGCACGGGCAGAUCUUCAGAGGAACAUAUAAAAGAAUCAAAGGAACACCCUGGAACUUUGGACAGUUUGAACCUGGAGUAUUGGACAUCAGUCUGAAGAUCCUCGAUGACAAUCCCAAAUUUGUGUCUGAUGCAGACAAAGAUAUUUCCUCCAGGAGAGAUCCCGUCUAUGUCACAAGGGUGCUGAGCGCCAUGAUCAACAGCAAUGAUGACAGGGGUGUGCUGGUCGGAGAAUGGGAGGAGUUUUCAGGUGGUACUCAUCCUGCACUGUGGACGGGCAGCAGGGAGAUUUUGCAGCAGUGGGCAAAAAGUGGUCCAGUCCGCUACGGCCAGUGUUGGGUGUUUGCAUCUGUUGCAUGCACAGUGUGCCGUGCAUUUGGUAUCCCAUGUAGAGUUGUCACUAACUUUGGAUCAGCUCAUGACACCAACGCCAACCUGGUGAUUGAGAACCUUUAUGACGAAAAUGGGGAAAGAAUUUAUGGAGAGGAUUCAGUUUGGAACUUCCAUGUUUGGGUGGAUUGCUGGAUGAGCCGUCCAGACUUAGGGAAAGAGUUUGACGGGUGGCAAGCUUGUGAUCCCACUCCACAGGAGACGAGCGAUGGUGUUUUUUGUUGUGGACCGGCUUCACUGAGAGCAGUCAAGGAAGGAGAGAUGACGAUGAAGUAUGACACACCUUUUGUCUUUGCAGAGGUCAAUGCAGAUGUUGUGGACAUGGUGCGCCUGAGCACAGGAGACUUUGUUAAGUUCGGUGGAUCCACAACGUCUGUGGGACGUUUCAUCAGCACUAAAGCCGUGGGCUCGAGCGACAGACACGACAUCACGCAUCAGUACAAGUUUGCAGAAGGUUCAGAAGAAGAGAGGCGGGUUUACGAGAGGGCCCAACAUCACAACAAGCUACAGAAGAGAGGAGAAGAGCCAGGGCUUCAUCUCAAGAUAAAGUUGGCUGACAACAUGCUUGUGGGCUCCAGCUUUGAGGUGUACGCCAUCCUCAAAAACAACUGCAUGGCGGCGAGGACCUGCACAUUCCUCUUCUUUGCCAGAGCUGUCGGCUACAACGGGAAAUUAGGAGACAGCUGUGGGUUUUCAUCUGAUAAAGUGGAGGUGCCUUCUGGAGAAGAGAAGCGUCUUUACCUCAAACUGGAUUAUAACAUCUACAGAUCAGCGAUCACCUCCGACAGACUGAUCCAACUGUCAGCUCUGACAGUCGACAAGGAAACCAUGGAUUAUCGAAAGGCUGAGAAGACCAUUGUGCUGGAUGAACCGGACAUUCACAUCAAACUGGUGGGUGAAGCCACAGUGAACCAGCCUGUGAUGGCAGAGCUGAUCCUGUUGAACCCUCUGCCAGAACCUCUGCAGGACUGCAGCUUCACCCUCGAGGGCAUCGGCCUCACCGGAGACAAACCCCAAACAGCAAAAGUUGGGACUGUGGGCUCCAAACAAGAAGCCACGGCUCGUGUUGAGCUGAAACCUUCGGUUGCUGGUUCCACCGUGCUCCUGGUGAACUUUGACAGUGACAAGCUCAAGAACAUUAAGAGUUUCAUUAAUGUUGUGGUGAAGGAAUGAACACGUCAGCUUUUGCUGCUGUGGCUUGAAUAAAAGAGUAAUUUUUGGAAAUAAUAGGUGGCUAACUUUGGCUAUAUGACUGUUUGAACUCCAAGCUUGGACGUGCAGUGAAUGUUAUGUAAUAAGCCGGAGAUGCAACAUAAAUGAAGUUCCAUGCACUGAUAAUUGCAGU